Molecule: messenger RNA, 1161 nt
Organism: Pediculus humanus corporis (human body louse)
Lineage: Eukaryota; Metazoa; Arthropoda; Insecta; Psocodea; Pediculidae
Exons: 4
Coding region: 1-1161 (386 amino acids)
Source: RefSeq, a predicted model, not a curated record
AUGGAUAAGAAGAUUAUCAUCACAAGGAGGAGAUUAUCACAAUAUUUUUCAACAUCGUCUGGUUUUUCAAACGACGAUAUAAGCGGAAGAAGUUACGUUGAUCCCUGGGACAUGGAAAAUUAUUCGUUCCUUCGUAAACAAUUGGAAGAUGUUAAUAAUAUUUCUCCAGGUUACGAUUCUGGACAAAAUGAUAUUUAUUACGUACCAUUGGAUACGAACGGAUCCCUUCAGUAUAAACGUUUUUAUGGAGGAGAUGUUGUUACCAAAGAGGAUUCGAAUAAUCCGUCAAGACAAUCGGAAAGAUCUAGGUACAACAAUCAGGAUUAUCAUACGUACCUUCCGCCAUCAAUAAUAAAAGACAUAUCGAACGUUUACAUGCCGACGUGUAAAUUAAAAAGGCGAGCAUCCGUUAGUUUUCAUCCGGAUUCUUAUAAUUAUUUAGAAAUCGACACGUUGCCUUACAACAACAGAAAAUAUUCAACGGAAAAAUAUAUAAAAUUUAACGAUGGGAAAACAUCCGGAGACGUGGUUAAAACAAAAUUAAAUCGUCGUAAAUCGUUUCAAGAUGGCGGCGGUGGACAAUGGAAAAAUGAUUCGGAUUUUAAAAUCGUUAAAAUCGAACGUAGGAAAUCUAUGAUAAAUACAUCACCCUAUAUCGAUAAAUUAAAACCGGAAAUGACGUUGACGACGGAAGUCAUACCCGAACAGGAAACGGAUGAAACGGUUAAUUUUAGAAAAUCUAUGAGUAAUUUAUCCGUUGACGUACCGAAAAAACCAAUAAGAAAGACUGAAAAAGGUAUUUUACUUAAUCCGGAUAAUAAAUGUAACAGGGUCGGAUUAAACGUGUCAUUUAAUAACGAAGUCCUCCUUCAAUCCUCUUCGGAUUCUCUAUCCCGAUCUUCUUCCCUUGUUUACGUUUACGAAAAUCCUGGGAAAAGGGAAAAAAUGUUUUUACCGGAAAUAACGACGAAUAUUUAUGGGAAAAAUAAUUACAGGAAUAACAGAUCGGAAAUUCAAGAUGGUUUUACAAUGGAUCCAAUCGAACAAUGUUUAAACAAUGGGCCAACAGGUAGAUAUACUAUGACUAAUUAUGGACAUCUUAAAAUUGAUUAUAGUUGCAGUUGGAAUUAUUUAGAUCAAGUUAUCACACAACGUCUUUAA